Molecule: messenger RNA, 2777 nt
Organism: Folsomia candida
Lineage: Eukaryota; Metazoa; Arthropoda; Collembola; Entomobryomorpha; Isotomidae
Exons: 2
Coding region: 403-1233 (276 amino acids)
Source: RefSeq, a predicted model, not a curated record
AAUAAAGGUGUAGCUUGAAAAAAGGUUCCAUGUACCUACUGAUUAGUGGGUUAACAUUUUUUAUUUAGAACGUUCCUUACAUUGUUUUCGGAAACGUAUGUAUGAUAUCAUAAUUACGCAGAAUGUAAGCUGCUGGAGAACAUUUCAGGUUUGGGGGAUGAGACACACAACUGAUAAGCUACGUUGACCAGCAGCAGAUAAGCAUAGCUCUCCAGAAAUUGUUAUCGGAAGGGUUUAUCUCGUUAUAAUAAUUGGAUAUGUUACGUAUGUAUAUACAUACGUAUUUAUGCACAAAUACCGGCACAUAUUUGCAUAUAUUACCUUUUACCCGAUUAUUCUGGCACAUUCGCUUCACAGCUCUUACACACAUACGACACAAAUCCAGCAAAUAUCAACAGCAUCAUGAUCUUUGAAAGAUUCGCGACCCCCUUAGAACGCCCCCUGAGAUACAGGGACCCCAAUCUCUCAUGCACUUGGGACCCUCGCGACUGGGCCGCUUCGGUUAACGACACCCAGGGAAUUGUAAACUGCUUUUACACUACCGCCGCCGGAGCCGCAGGCAAGACAGCGUCGCAAGUUGAGGCAGGAUUUGGAAGCACCGCAGGGUUGCUACCCAUUAAAGACAUAGAAGUCGUGGACAAGUUGAAGAAAAUUGGCUACAACAACCCCGUCAUGGAAUCGUUUUAUCAUAAGGACGAGGACGAGUUGGAGAAGUUUUUUGAGGACAACAUCCCAUUAAAUAAUUCACGAUUCUUUCUGCACGGAUAUAUGCCUAAAGGCGCGGAGGGUAUAGCACAUAUUUUUUUGAUUGAGGUUCUUCGACGGGAGGAUGGAUUUCGACUGAGGAAGUACGACUACCAGAGGGACAAUGUCUUCGAUGUCUUGUUUUGCAAUUUGUCAGGUAGAUUGUACUUCCUGGUUAAGUGGGACCCAACGCCGAUUAAGGAAGAGGAGCCAAUGGAAGUAGAUAUCAAACCCGGUUUCACAUAUAACUGGGCACGGCCCAUAAAUUUCGUAAUCGGCGCUUGUUUCGUGGCGAUGCUAAUUGUGUUCAUGUUAAUGGUCACUAUUUGCACUGUGGGGCUCAUCGGCAGAACUACACAGCCGGAUGGUGCGCAACAAUUUGAUGGGGGUGGUAUAAAAACACACGAGACGACCUUUGACCUUUCCAAAGGCUUUGGAGAACUCUGCAUUACGUGCGUAACUACAAUAAACCAAUUUCCCAGGUUUUAAGUCUGAUUGCAUAAGUAGGAGGGUGAGGAGGGGGCAUACCAUCAGCCCCUGGGGGAGACGACAAUGAGAAGAUCUCCACGCGAUUCGUCUUGGUAACACUGCAUUUGUUUAAAGAAAUAAUUUAAAAUUUUGUAAGUUUAUCUUGCCAAAUUAAUUAUUCAGCAGUGGCUAACGUUCCCAAUUUAAUAUAAAAAUUCUUACAAUACAUAGUUUUAAUUUUUAGAAGUAAGGAUCAGUGAAUUUUUGUUGGUUCGAAUUACAUAUUCGUAAUUACUAAUUGUGUAACCUACAAAUUAAUAACAAUAUACCGUGUCAAAGUAUAUAAAAAUGUAUAGUCAUGCAAUAAAAUUUGAAAUUACUUAAAAUUGCACCAUACAUAUGACCAGUAUGUAAUUUGUGACCAUUUACCUCUGAUGAGUUGGUCGGGUGUCUAAAAUAUUAACGGUGUUUAUCUCGUUCAAAUAAUGCAGAAUUUUGUGCAUCAGGCUUUAAACGUUUUUAACAAAUGAAAGCAUGCAGUUGAGGUGAGUGGAAGACAAUUAAGUUUAAUCAAUUCAGCAUUAUCUCUGGAUGAUGUCAGAAUGAUUUGAAAUUUUGCGACUUUGCAGAAUUUGCAACGUUUUCGCAACAUUGCCAUAUACUUUACUAAUCCUAAGUUCUACAGGCUAUACAUAUAUUAAAUAUUACAGUUACCUUUGAUACAUAUAUUCACAAUUUGUAUACACAUUUGAUACACUAACCCAUUGAACAAAUUAACUUAACGUUGCAUUUUCUGCAUAUGUACAUACGUACAUGCAUACAUACAUACAUACAACGCUUUAUAGCUUUUAGUGUACAUACGUAUGUAUUGCAUGUGCACACCGGCAGUAUACAUUGUACAUAUAUACAUCAUGUGUGAUACAUAUUGACAUAGAUAAAUAUGUGUGUGCCUAAUGCAUAAACGUACAGUGUAAUGAUAUUGUAUUUGUAUUUGUAUUGUAUUGCUUUAUUUCACCACUCUUUCAAGCCAACCGGCCCAUAGAGCACGACCAAAAAUUUUACAUCAUUUAACAGUUAAACGGGUUACAAAUCAAACUCCAAUUUUUCAAAAACAACAGAUAUUACGAAUUUCGAUUCAGGAAAAUAACUAACCAAUUUCACAGGUUUUAACAUUCUAUUCAAGUUACAUAGCAAGAUUACCAUUACAGUUUACAUGACAAGUUCCAUACAGUUACAGAUCUUAAUAUGCUAUAACAUUACAACGUAAUAUCUAACAUCGUAACCGGAGACGUGUGCAUUAAAAUACCAAAAGUGCAAUUAAUAUUCUCAGCAAAGUUUUGUGGUGGUGUGAAGUUGCUCAUAAUAUCAGUACAAAUCACGUUUUGCAAAAAUACAUAAUCAAGUAAAGUAAGUAUCCAGUUGUGGGCAUUAUCCACAAGUCGCACUCGGCAUAUCCCAAUACAGGCUAAAUACAUACAAUGCUUAAUACUUCUUAAUUUCAGUAAAAGUCAAAUUUAGCAAAAAUACAUAACCAAGUAAAGUAAGUAUCCAGUUGUGGGCAUUAU